Molecule: messenger RNA, 3111 nt
Organism: Chanos chanos (milkfish)
Lineage: Eukaryota; Metazoa; Chordata; Actinopteri; Gonorynchiformes; Chanidae
Product: SH3 domain-containing protein 19
Exons: 16
Coding region: 132-2939 (935 amino acids)
Biological process (GO): protein transport to vacuole involved in ubiquitin-dependent protein catabolic process via the multivesicular body sorting pathway
Cellular component (GO): ESCRT-0 complex
Molecular function (GO): protein binding
Source: RefSeq, a predicted model, not a curated record
AACUUUCACAAAGUUGGAAAACUUUUGGUUCACGGACGAAUUCCAACGGAAUGGGAGACGGGAAGACAUGCUAGCUUUGGCUGUUAUUUUGAUUUCAAAAAGGUGAAAAAUCCUUUUCAAGUUCUCUUAGAAUGGCUGAGGCGAGAAUCGAGGACGAAGAGGAGGUUCUGGGGGCUUCGAGGGAUCCCAGAGUGAGACGGCAUCCCCGGCAAAACGCAUCCGCAGAACGACCUGAGAGGAACAAGCCGGAGCAACGCCAGUCUGGGCAAGGAGCACUUUCUUCCAUUAGAGCUGCUAUUAAGAGAACAUCAGUAAGAACAGGCGUCCAUAGUGAUCAGCGAGAUCGAAGGCGUCCAGAGAUAACUGUCCUCUCUGCUGAGCCUCUGGUGCCCAACUCCUGGUUUCCUGGAGCUUCUGGGGGAUUUCCCCCACCUCCACCACCUGCCCCUCCAUCCUGGUCAGCUGGCAUGCCACCAACCAUACAGCUCCCUCCACCCUCUUAUGAGCAGGUUCUGAGAGAGAAGAGUCGUGAGCAGGACCUCCACUCUUCUGUCCCAUCCCUCGCAUCUCAACGCUCCAUCUCCACCAUCGCCACCCAGACGGAUACUCACUCCGCAGGGCCAAAAUCCACUGGCCAAGGCCCCACUGGAGGAUCUAUGGCUCGUAGGCCAUCGAAACCCCCUAGACCCUCUCUCCCUCUGACACGCGCUCCAGCCGAGGCCGCAGACACUCAAUCCCUUAUCGAACUCGACGAGCCACGGCUUCCCAUCGGCACACACACUCAGACAAACACACUCCAGUCAGAGCUGAACUGUGACAUCUUGACUAGCCCGCUAUCUGAGCCGUGUGGAGCUCAGAUGGACCCCUGGAGUGGUGACAGUAUUAACUCCCCGCCCAAUAAUCCCACACUCAUUGACUCUGCACUCGCCUCCCAUAGUUCUCCAUCUCCCUGUGCUGUAGAGGAGGUGCCCAAACGUCCCAAACCGCGCCCCCGCUCCAAAGCCAACUUGCAGCCGAUCACCAGAGAGCAAAGUGCACAGAACUCAGAUCAUCCAAUCCCGAGGGAGGUGAAAGUUCAGACUUUGGUGCGUCUGAAAGAUGACGGCACAGAGAACUUGUUUGCUGGCUUCAGUGACAAUUCAGAUGUUUCACCCAAUAAAUAUUUACAGGAUCUGCUUGAGGUCUUUGGCUCAGAUGACCAGUGUUACCAAGGUGACCAGGGUGGCAGAGGCAACCAAAUGGAGACAAGUGAGGAAGAGGAGCAAGACGAUGAGGAAGAGGCGGAGGAUAUGUCCUUCCAGCCUGCGGUUUUGCCAAACAGUGAGAGCACUGAAACUGAAUCCAAAGAAUUAUGUAGCGAACCAGUAGCACAGCCUAGAACCCUGCAGCCCAAACCAGUUCUUGCUCCAAAACCCUCCAUGAAGGAGAUUGGAAAGUUAACAACAGGACUAAAUCAGGAAUUGAGUCCUGCUGGAGAGACAAUGAAAGGUCCUGUUCCAGCACCCCGGCCCCCUCCCCCCAGAAAAUCCAUUGCGAGCCCUCAGAAUGUUCCAGAGGGGAGGCAAAUGGAAACCACUCCGCUCCCUCGUCCAUCCAGACCUCCGCCAGCGGCACGUCUAGGCUGUCUCUCUCCCCAGACUCGGGACUCUGUUCCUGGCCAGCAAACAGCAGCACUGCCUGUGAGACAUUCCACAGACAUGAGCAAAUCCAGCCCUAUUGGGAAUAGCAGCUCUGAUGCUUUACUGCAGACUGGGACCAGUAAGCUGGCCCACUUCAGAGAGAGCAGUCCAGGAAGGAGAAAAUCAGAUGGCCAGUCUGGGACUGUCAAACCUCUGGCAGCUUCUGUGAAGCCAACACCAGUGACAUCAGCUCCCAGUGAUAGUGGAAAACGCUCACCUGGCCUGUCCAGACUGACACCCCCACCACCAUUACCAGCAAACCAGAAGAAAACCCCACCCCUCUCCAGAGCCUCUCCACAGAUGGUUCAGUGCUGCGCUGUGUCUGGUUUUACACAGUUUCCUGCUGGCAGAGGGAACUCUCCGUUGCCUUCACUCCCAGCUAGACCUAGUGAUGGAAGAUUCCUUCCUCUCCGUCCACCUCCCAUCAAACUCACCAAACCAGCAGGCUCUUUGCCCACCUCUGCUGUAGCCAGUCAGGUCCCGAGUCAGAGGACACCAAAAAAAGGACCACCUUUGCCACCACGGCCCAAACCUGGACACCCCUGCUUCAAGAUCUACCCUAUCGAAGUCAUACACGGACCAAAAGAGACGAGAAAACAAACUCAAAUGAGCAAAGAGUCAAAAGUAUGCUCCCUUCAGGAGAAGGACAUACUUCUUUUAGAGGACAUACAGACUCAUAAACCUGCUCAGACUGAUAUACAGAGUUCUCAGAGCCCAUCAGAGAAGCUGAGUGGUCAGUCUCAAGUGUCACCUGUCAAGGUCAUGACCCCUGAGCCUGAUGACCUCAGUGAACCUACAAACCAGUUGAAGUCAGACUUGGCUGCUGAUAAGGAACAGAAAGAGAAAGAACAGAAGACUGGCAAGUGUGUAGCUCGUUUUAAGUUUGAGGGAGAGGAGGAGGAAUUGUCAUUCAGUGAGGGCGAUGUCAUAAUGCUCACUGAAUAUGUCAAUGAGGAGUGGGGGCGGGGCAGCCUGAAUGGACAUUCUGGAAUAUUCCCUUUGAACUUUGUACAGAUAGUUGAGGACCUCCCACCUUUGCCUGGGGAACCUCUGGAAUCCUCAGAGUCUCCAGGCAGUGUGGGGAAACAGGCCAGAGCUCUGUUUGACUUCUCUCCUGAGAGUGACGAUGAACUGCUUUUAAAGGUGGGAGAUAUAGUGUGUGCUCUGGAGGAGGUGAAUGACGAGUGGUUCUGUGGUGUAUUUGGCGGAAAACGAGGACUAGUUCCUAAAAGUUAUGUCCAAGUGCUCCAAGACCCCUGAGCCGAAAAACCUAGCUGUGAAACGACUGGUUGUGAUGUUUACAGUGUGUGAGGAAAGCAUUGGGUGCUCUGUGUGCAUCUGAAAUGUGACCAAUAACAGGUUGUGUGUAAUAAACUCAGUGUUUAGUGUUUAGAGUCAGUUAGCUAUGUGUCUGUCAGAUUUAUACAUUUCC